This is a messenger RNA of Notolabrus celidotus (New Zealand spotty), 4086 nucleotides long. It is a transcript of the gene borcs6, whose product is annotated as BLOC-1 related complex subunit 6. NCBI's taxonomy places the organism in Eukaryota, Metazoa, Chordata, Actinopteri, Labriformes, Labridae. The coding region runs from base 116 to 1480 and encodes 454 amino acids. The record is from RefSeq and is a predicted model, not a curated record. Gene Ontology annotation, biological process: lysosome localization. The transcript is spliced from 7 exons. Gene Ontology annotation, cellular component: BORC complex.
AGUCAUUCUGUGCGAGGCGGAACCUUCCUUCGCGGCACUGCGGGGAAGGGUUUUCUCGUCGGACUCGGUUGCUGCUUACAUUUUUCUGAAUAGAAACUAAACUGCAGGCGGAGGGAUGAGUCUCUCCCCUGUGAUUGGCACUGAGGUGCCAGAAACACCAAACGGGGAUGUGACCCCCAUCUCUUCAGAGAACGGCCCUCAUGUUCCGGUCUCGGGGAAAUGUGGGGAAAGCAGAGUGCCCUGUUCUGGGGAGGAAUCAGAGGACGGAGACCUUGGACACACUGAGAACCAUGUAGAUAUGGAAAACAGAGUUUACGAUGGCGAAGGACGCUUGGACACAGAAACGUACAAUAAUGAGAGAACAUCCAGUUUAUCAUCUCACACAUUCCACGUGUCGGACCCCUCAGGGGACUCAGAGUCAGGCUCCAAUGACACAGACAUUGCCGAGGCCUCAAACACUGCUGAGCCGGCUGGUACACCUCUGCUUUUGGACUUAAAACAGCAAGCACGCUCCAAAGACUCCUCGUUACAAGGAGCCUCUGGCACCUGCUACAGACAGCAGACAGAUGGAGACAGUGUGGACGGAGGCGGUGAUAGCCAAGAUGAGGAUGAUGAGGAGGAGGAGGAAGAGGAGGAGGAGGAGGAGGAGGAUGGAGAGAAGGAGAAGCAGGAUGAGGAGGAUGAUGAGAAGAAUGAAAAGAAGUGGAAAACUCAGCAUGCAGGAGGAAGACCAGAGAUGGAGCCAUCACGACACUACUCCUCCUCAGCCCCAGGUCCCAGCACCUCGUCCUCCUCUCCACCUCCUCUUCUUCCCUCAGAGGAUGUCCCUUGCCCUCCUCAUGUCAUGGCUCAGGUCUGGGUACGCAACGUCCGGGGGAUGCAGGACAGCAAGAGCCUGGAUGAAAUCAGCCAAGCAUGUGGAGGUGGUUCGGGGGCCCGGGGAGGGGGCAGAGGGGGCCAGUCAGAGGGUCGAAGGGCCACGAUCUCCUCUGCUCUGGAGCUGGAGGGGACGGUCAGCCAUGAGGGAGACCUGACUAACUUCAUCACAAAGAACCUGGAGCAGAAAAUCAAGAUGAGCUCCAAGCCCAGUCUGGACUGCAGUGACUCGGACUGCUCAGGUCCCAUCUACCGAAGCCGGGGAUCGACGCGGAGACCAGCAGACAUCCCUCCCAUUGAUCCUGCCGUCUUAUUGGAUCUCCAGAAGCAUACACAGGAAGUGGCUCAGAGCGUGGAGAUGAUGAUGCGGAGCCUCAAUGGAACCAUCCAGAAUAUGACAGCUCUGAGUGUGGGCUACAUUCAGACCUACAGGGACUCCGUUGACAGCCUGGGAGAGUCUGUGGACAUGAGUAUAAAGGGCAUGUACACUCUGAUGGCUCGCUGCGAGGAGCUGGACCGUUCCAUGCAGCCCAUACACACCUUGGCUGCACAGAUCCGUGAUAUCAAACGCACCCUUGACGCUCUGGAGGCAAUCUGCAAAUAACCCCACACAGGCCGGUACAAGUGCACUCAUCCCAGCUGCAAAGAUCCAACAUCAAGCACACCCCGAACAAGGCUGUCUGCAAGUAAAACCACCCUCCUGCAGGUAGCACACACACACUGCAACAAGGAUACAGUGCACCUCUGGAUCCCUGGAACCAUUGCUACUAGGCAUGCUGGAUGAUCGCGCUCUUUGUCUCUCUGCUAGUUCAUCGUUUGAAGAUGACCUCGUCCGUGUCGUGAGAUUUCAGUCGAGACAGGCUUGAUUCGCUCUCGGGGCUGAGCUUUCUCUUUGUAGUUUUUUUUUUUAAACAACCUCACUUCCUCUAAUGAAUUCAUCAUGACACUCACAGAUUAACCUGCUUUGGAGACACUUUGUCAAGUGCCCUGGACACACACACACACACACACACACACACACACACACACACACACACACACACACACUCCACACACUCCACACACUCCACACAUACACGCAAAGAAAUCCACAAAGGUGCGUGGGUAGAAACCUUUGUCUCCCAGUCCAAGGUGAAAUAGUGUGUUGUUUUCCGUCCAGCCCGCUUGGUUCAGAUUGCACUAACAUUUCCUCCCCACAUGGGGGCGAUGUCGUUCUCUUUGUCUGGCUGAUGGAGAGGCCAGUAUGAACUGCUCAGAAGACAGAGACUUUUGCACAGGAACAGAAAGUCUAUUUUUUAAUCUUAUGCAACAAAGAUCCGAUUUCUUCACUGCAGGAUAAAAGAGGGGAGGGGACUAUCAUUGUCUGUCUGUCUGCUUGUGUGUCUGUGUGUGUUUGUGUCUUCUUCUUGUGUUUAUUUAUUCAUUUAUCAGCAUGCUCAUGUUUCAAAUAUACUGCUGCUUGCUGAUACACGGGACAAACCAGUUUAUCACUUUGAUUUUUUCCUCUGGUAGCCACUGAACCGCUUCAUGAAUGCAGUUUGAAGGUACUCAAAGAAGGUUUAGAAGGUGAUUCACUUCUUCUACUCAGACUCUCUAAAGGCUGAUUUAUACUUCUGCGUCUCCCCUACGCAGCAGGGGCUGACGCGGACAUGAGCACCACAUGCUUGUGCGUCGAUGUGUCCAUGAAGCGCAGCUAUUCUCUGCCGGAACGCUUGAGGGCAGUGUGGUCUCUCUGAUAGCCGGGCCCCUGCUUCCGGCCCCGCUACGAUCUCUGUUUACUUUUCCACAGAGAUUCAGAGCGUGUUCUGUUAAUCUACAGCUGAUACAUGUUGCUGUUUAUCAUACAGACAUGAUUACAUGAAGAAUAGAGAGGAGGAGAUCAAAUACACGGACGAUGAGCUGGGAUCCAGGAAGUGCUGUGAAUGCGGGAAAUCACAAUGCCGCAGAGUGGACCAAUCACAGGGCUUGUGGUCUGCGUCGAUUCUACGCCAAGCGGCAACCUCCGGUCUAAAAAUAUGAGUCCAAUGCGGAAGUGCCUAAAACUGCAGUUGAUUGAGGAUCCACUUGAGGCUGGCUCUGUAAGUACAGGAAACCACAUACACUCAUAAAAGCCGAUCUUUACAGCAGAAAUAAACAUGUUUACAGCCUGGUACAAAAGACGAUUUUAGUCUGGAUAGAUCAUUUCUCGAUCGGCACACACUGUACGGGGGGUGAAUUUUUCAACGGCAAUUUCGAAGAUAGUUAGAUUACAAGUCUUCCAAUGAGAGGCACAGCUGACUUGAUUGACAGGCAGAACACUGUAGCUGUUGGCGAAGAGGCCCAAAGCCCUCCUCUUUACGCCACAAUCACUCGACAGCUUCAAUAUGGCUCCCGCCGAUGAUUGGCUUCAAAACAGCGCUUUAGAAACAGAUGGGUGAAGUCCAUAUUUUAUACAGUCCAUGUUCUACGUGUAGUUACAUUAUGGAGGAGGUGCACGUCAGCUACAUGCGUAGGCCUUUGCGUAGGUACAGGAGCUACACGGACCCCCGGCGUAGGCUACUUUGAUUUGAAGCAGAAGUAUAAAUCAGCCUUUAGACUGCAUGUCUGCUUCUCUGCCUCUCAUUUUUAAUUCAGACUCAAGUUUCACUUCCUCAGCCGUCAUCAAGCAGCCCUAAUCGUUUCUGAGAAUAUAACUGGAAAAAUAUGGUAUGUAGCUUUAUCAUGUGACUUUAAAUAUGGAAGCUGAAUAAACCGAGCAUUUGACUUUUAAAUGUCUUCAUAUGCAACAAAAAAAAAGCGUUAUCAAAAUGAAUUAAGGAUUUCUCACAAAACUUGAAGAACUGUUUUAGUAGUUUACAAACUGCUCUGAAUGUCCAACUUAAAGACAACUUAUAUUUAUUACAAAAGCUCAGUUUCAAAACACUGAAUCCAUGAAAUCCAUCCUUAUACUUGCAGCUUACCUGAAACCAAGUUUUAGUCACAUUAAAUGAACGUUUUCUUCAUUAUGAACUAAACUUGUCAUGUUUUCUGCUUCAGCUGCGUUCAUAUUUGAAACUUGGAAAUAAAAAUCCUGCACAUUUAAUUCAAAUCAGUCACGGCCCGUCUCUGAUGGUACAUCUCUGUCACAGAGUGAUGAUACAGUCGACUGUGCGGCUCGUCCUCGCUUGCUUUUUUCUCUGAGGCAGAAGAUUGGACACUUUCUUUCACCAAAUAAAAACUUCAUCUGGGAAA